AUGGAUAGGCUUGUGAAACCAGACAGAAAUGAAGUGGAAGUUGUGUUCAUCAAGUCACAAAAGUGCAGCUCCACUUUCAAGCUCACAAACCUAAUGCACACAAUGACAGUGGCAGUGUCACUAACAACAACAAACCCAUCAAUCUUUUCAAUCAAUAAACCCUUUUCCAUAAUCCCACCACUUUCAUCAUCCAAUUACAUUCUCCAACUCACUCAUCACCACCACCCACCACUCUCCGACCCUCCUGAUGCCGUCACCGUCCGUACCGCCAUGCUUCCCGUCGGAAAGGCCCACCAUGACGACCUCCGCCGCCUCUUCUCCAAGCCUGGCCCCCACGUCUUCCGCGACGCCGUUUUGACCAUCUCCCUCGUCGGACCCACCGUCGCCGAAUUCCUCAUCACCACCCACCAUACCCAAAUCCCCGAAAGCUUCAAGCUUUUCACCAAUUCACUAUCCCAAUGCACAAAGCCCCAAGUUACGAACCUUAUAAAACCCACAAUUGAACAAAGAAACGUAGAAACCGUAGCCGUUUUGAUCAAAGCCGGCGCGAACCCUAAUUUCAGAGACUCAACGGGAAAAUCCUUAAUCCCUUACGCGAUUCGGCACGGGAAUUUCGAUAUUCUGAAGCUUCUGGUAGACUCUGGAACCCGAAUUGAAAACUCGGUUGACCUAGUUCUUCACGAAGCCGCGGCGAUGAACAGAAUCGAUUUCAUGGAGCUUCUAUUGGACUCGUUCCGUGACGAAUUGGACGUGAAUUUAGUGAAUCGUAACGGCGAAACGCCUAUUCACGAGGCUGCGAUUCACGACCACGUCGAAGCAAUCGAGUUCAGCGUUUCCAUCGGCGUAAACCCUAACGCCAUCGACAUUAACGGCUCCACGGCGCUUCACUUCGCAGCUUCUAACGGAAACUUAAACGCCGUUGAGUGUUUGUUAGAAUGCUCGAACGUGAAAUACGUUAAGAAUCGGUUCGGGAAAACGGCGUUUUCUUUAGCCGAAGAGAAUAAGCACUUUCACUUAGCCGAAACGCUGCGUUUCGGUGACUUGCUAUUCCGUGCUGCUAGGGUGGACGAUGUUCACGCGCUGAAGAGGUUGUUGGGGGAAGGCGCGUGGGUCAAUCGGAGGGACCAGAAUGGGUGGACGGCGCUGCAUUGGGCUGCGUUUAAGGGUCGGAUUAAGAGCGUGAAGGUGUUGGUUGAUCAUGGCGCGUGGGUUGACGCGGUUGAUGAUGCAGGUUACACUCCUUUACAUUGUGCUGUUGAGGCAGGGCACUUGCAAGUUGCUAUUUUGCUUAUGGGGAAGACUAGUGUACAGAUGUAA
Molecule: messenger RNA, 1317 nt
Organism: Arachis stenosperma
Lineage: Eukaryota; Viridiplantae; Streptophyta; Magnoliopsida; Fabales; Fabaceae
Product: protein VAPYRIN-LIKE-like
Exons: 1
Coding region: 1-1317 (438 amino acids)
Molecular function (GO): protein binding
Source: RefSeq, a predicted model, not a curated record